This is a messenger RNA of Bradysia coprophila, 661 nucleotides long. RefSeq names its product NADH dehydrogenase (ubiquinone) acyl carrier protein (gene ND-ACP). Gene Ontology annotation, biological process: fatty acid biosynthetic process. The record is from RefSeq and is a predicted model, not a curated record. Gene Ontology annotation, molecular function: acyl carrier activity; acyl binding. Lineage: Eukaryota; Metazoa; Arthropoda; Insecta; Diptera; Sciaridae. Gene Ontology annotation, cellular component: respiratory chain complex I; mitochondrion.
UAUGCAACGAUUCUAAGUUCACGUCCUACAAAAUAUCCGAACAUUUUUGACGUUUUCUUCUGAUUCGAAAAGGUGUUUUUGAUCGGUCAUAAAACAGCAAAUUUCAAGCUCCUCAAACGCGAAAAUGGCUAGUUUUACCAAAAAGUUGCUGCCAGCUCUAUCGAGAAGCGUUCAAUUGUUAAGACUCACCGCCGUUCAACAACAAAGAUGUUUCCAUGGAAGUCGACUAGCAGUGACCCUUCCAUCAAUGUUACACAACAUCCAAGAAAAUCGCUGGCAACAACAACCGUCCCGAUACUAUUCAGCGAAACAACCACUGACAUUGAAAUUGAUUGAAGAGAGAGUUCUGUUGGUGCUGAAUCUGUAUGAUAAGGUCGCACCCGAGAAGCUUAAAUUAGACUCCCACUUCAUCAACGACUUGGGCUUGGAUUCCCUUGAUCACGUAGAAGUUAUUAUGGCUAUGGAAGAUGAGUUUGGUUUCGAAAUUCCCGAUCAGGAUGCGGAAAAGCUGUUCCGACCUACCGAUAUCAUAAAAUACGUUGCCGAUAAAGAGGACAUUUACGAAUAAUUUCUGUGGUUUAGUCAUCUCGAGUAGAAAUUUAAAAAUUGCUAAAAUGCCGGCAAUGUCAGAAUGGAAAUAAAUCAAUUUGCUGGGAAUCAA